Cheilinus undulatus (humphead wrasse) is the source of this 6365-nucleotide messenger RNA. Its product is annotated as FYVE, RhoGEF and PH domain-containing protein 5-like. Gene Ontology annotation, cellular component: cytoplasm. The coding region runs from base 292 to 4863 and encodes 1523 amino acids. The record is from RefSeq and is a predicted model, not a curated record. Gene Ontology annotation, molecular function: metal ion binding; guanyl-nucleotide exchange factor activity. The transcript has 21 exons. Lineage: Eukaryota; Metazoa; Chordata; Actinopteri; Labriformes; Labridae.
CCAAGCAGCACCUCCCGUUUCCACGCAGGAGCGCACUAUAGUUUACUGUAGCAUCAGCACUGGAGAUGUACGCCAGCUUCACGCUCAGCAGACACCACGGACACACACGUCCUCUAUAGUUGACUCCCACUUGACAAAAACAGUACAAAAUGAUUCGUAUCUCUUCGUUUGCAACUUGAUUUUACGCGAUGUGGUGGUGUUUGGAUUAAGUUUCCGCGUCGUUUCGAGGGACACUCGGUGUGGAGGAAAAUGAGGAUAACAGACGGUGCUCGCAGAUGAUGAUGUCCCACCAUGAACGCAGAUUUUCAAAAUCCACCACGAGUCCCUCGACCAAAGAUCCGCACUCAUCUGAACAUCAAAGUGCAGUCCAAACUGAUGUCCAGACCGUGUCCCCCUGUACAUGGUCCAAAGCCCCCUGUGGCCCCCAAGCCCAGACCCUUUUAUAAGCUUCACACACAGGAGGAGCCCUGCCCCCCACAGAGCCUGAGCAACGGAGACCUGGCUCACUCUGAUGGGGAGACGGAGGAUAUCAGUGAAAUAGCUGAGGAGAAUCAGGACAAAGGGGAGAAAAGUGAGGCAGAGGAUGCUGUUGAUGACAGUGACACGGAGAACAAUGGCAAAGAGGGCACAGUAGAAGAAGAAAACGAGGAGGAGAGAGAAGAUCUAUUAGAAAAUGAUGGCGAUAGCAUUGGCUCUGACGACACUGUCAAAGCAGACGAUGGCUCGACUCUUGAAACUACUGAUGAGGAAAACACUGACAAUGACUUGAAGCAGAAUAAAGGUGGCAAUGACACUGAUGAUGAGGCUGAAUCGACAGCCUCUGUUCAGCCUGCUGAGAUGGAGGAGGAAACAGAGGAAGAGGAGCUGAGUAGUGCGAAGACUGUUAUACUAAGUGGCUCUAUAGAGGACUGUGAUGGACAUACCGAGGAAGAAAGCCCUGCUCAGUCACUCAGUAAUGGUGACAAUGAUUCAGGACUUGAUGAAGACGGUCCAAAAAGUGAGGACUGUCAUGAGACCAAGCUGGAAGCUGAAGAAUUCGCAUUUGGAUUCAGCUUACUUCCAACUGUAACUGAGGAGUAUCCUUAUGAUGUGAUCGGCGCAACAGAUGAUGCUAGUGAUACAUGUGAGUCAUGUGACCCAGCUGACGCUGGCGACACAGAGGUAUGGCAGAAAGAACGGGCCACCAAAGACCCCUCUGGCUGCUUUCGUUUCACAUCCAGUACUGAAGAUGUGUUUGGGCCUUAUUCGGUCAUCGAAGCUGUUCCUGCUGACGUGUCCACGACUGCUGACCCCGAGUGGUGUCAGGAUGAAUCUGAUGAGGCACCUUCAAACGAACUGCAAACAGCAGGUGCAUCUAACCAAGAACCUUAUUAUGUGUCAUCAGAUGAUGUGGACAAGCUUGAGGAUAAGCAAGUCCUCUCAGAUCAGGGGGAGACUGAUAAGAGCCCCGAGGAGUCGAAUCAGCAUAAUGACAGAGCAAAGGAUGGUGAGUCAGCGGAUGAGUAUGCAGACAUUGACGAGUCUCUCUGCAACAAAACAGAUGACUUGGAACAGUUGGAGUGCGUUUCCUCUGAGGAUUACGUCGAGAUUGGAGAUGAGGAUGAAGAGGAAGAAAAGGAAAAGAAACACAUUAAAGGAAAAACUGCAAAGGAAAGAACAGCCAAGCGAGAGCAGGCUUUCCUCAGCAAUCGGUCAAGCUGUCAGCCUCGCCUCAGGUUGUGCAACAUCACAGUACCAGCAGAUCUAGACCUGGGCCGUACCCCAGAACUCACCAACAGGGUGGUGUUUGCCCACACCACCGAGGCCUUCGAAGAAGACAUUGAAGAGCUGGACUGCCAUAUUGUGCCUUACUAUGAAGACACAGACUCAGACAGUGAAGAGCAUAUCUACGAAGAGGCAGGGUUUGACUCUGAAGGGGAGAACUUUGUGUUGCUCGAUCGUAAGACGAUUGUCACACGGUCACGCUCUUAUUCUGGGAAAGUUCCUGGUUAUGUCCCAGAAACUGUACCAGAGGAGACAGGGACAGAGUACCAGACUCAUGAUUACUGUACAGUGGCCUUGGAUAAGAACAAUGAAGGAUUUCAAAGUUCACAGCAGCCUGGGGUCAACUGUUUGAUCCCCUCCAUGAAAUCUCGCCGCUUCUUGUUGUAUUCCCGCUCAGCAGAGGGUCCAGAACUAUCCUUGACGACUCCAACAGAGUUUGGCCAGUCUCUGAAGGAUGAUAUAAGGAUGAAGAGGAAAGAUGAUACCCUUUCACUACCAUGUGUCAUAACCUCUUCUGGAAGCUUCUCACAGCGUAGCCAUCAGUCGUCCAGUGGCGUUUCAACACCGACAUCUCUAGUGGAUAUUCCACCACCAUUUGAGUUGGCGUACAUCACCAAGAGACCGGUCACCAAGAGUUCCCCUUCGCUUCUGAUCCACCAUGAGCCCAACGACAUACCUAAAAAGAAAAAGUCCUCUUUCAAGCGCUUCCUUGCUCUUAAGUUCAAGAAAAAGACAGACUCGAAGGGUUUCAGUGAUGGAAGUGUCCGCUCUUCACGAUCUUCCUCCGAGUCUAGCCAUCAUGGCCCAUCAAGAGUCAUAGAUCUCGAUCGCAGAAGCACCGGCAGCUCUCCUCAGCUUCAGUCCCGUAUGGUGAACCCCCAGCAGCGUACCUCAGACCUGCCAUCCACCUUUGUUCUCUACAACCAGAGGAGGAAUGGCGACCCCAAAGCUUACGGCAGGGGUGUCUCAAGAGUCGAGUCCUUCGAGGAGCGUUCUCGGCGCUCUGUCAUGCCAUUGCCAUUGACCAAGCCUCGCUCCAUCUCCUUCCCCAGUGCCGACACCUCAGACUAUGAAAACAUCCCAGCCAUGAGCUCGGACUACGAGAACAUUCAGAUACCAGGUCGACCGAUCAGAUCACACACUGUGACUGAGUUCUUUGAGGACCCAAACCGCAGUUCAGUUCCCUGCAAUGAGAAUGACGGUUAUGUGGAUAUGAACAGUUUCCCAGGGAUUGACAGCAAACCGCAGAUAUCAAAAGACGACACUGAAAGUGCCUACACUGAGCCUUUCCCAAUGAACCCUGUUUCUGCUGGGCUGUCAGCAGACGAGGACCACGGACGGACCUCAGAGGAGGAGGAGGGGGCUGCAGAGCAAUGCUACGACCGGCAGAUUGAUGGCCAUUCCCGGGCUUUCUACGUCGCUAAAGAGCUUGUCGACUCAGAGAGGCUACAUGUCAGCGCUCUCAAGCACCUUCACGAGGACUUCAGGUCAGCAGCGAUGGAGGCAGAGGGUGAAGAUGGGGAGCCUGUCCUGGAGGAGCAGAGGUUAGGAGAGAUACUGGGCGUGCUCCCCCAGGUCUACAACCUUCACAGCAGCAUCCUGUCAGAGCUGGAGGAGCGUGUCAGUCAGUGGGAGGAGAGCCAGAGGGUGGUGGAUGUCAUCCUGUCUCGUCAGGAGGAUUUCCGUGUGUUUGACACCUACAUCUCAGAGUAUGAUCGCAGCAUGUCUUUACUGGAGGAGAGCUGCAGGAAAAACCCGGCCUUCGCUAGUAUCGUCAAGAAAUAUGAGAUAAAAAGCCCAGAAGAAGCUGAGGUCCCACUGAAGCACCAGCUGCUGCAGGUUAUAGUGAGAGUGCUUCAGUAUCGAAUGCUGCUCACAGAUUACCUGAACAACCUCUCUCCUGACUCUAAAGAAUAUGAGGACACACAAGCUGCCUUGGUGAUUGUGUCCGAGGUUGCAGACGAGGCCAACGACAAUCUGAAACAAGGGGAGAACCUGCUGCGUCUGGUCCACAUAGAGUACAGCGUGAAGGGCAAGAGGGACCUCCUGAAGCCCGGAAGGAUGUUUGUCAAAGAGGGAACACUAAUGAAGGUCUCCAGGAAAAGCAGGCAGCCCAGACACCUGUUUCUGAUGAACGAUAUAAUGCUAUAUACAUACCCCCAGCAGGACGGUAAAUACAGGCUCAAGAACACGCUGUCUCUGUCUGGAAUGAAGGUGAGCAAACCUCUCCUUGACAAUGUGCUGAACUGUCUAAGGAUUGAAGUGUCUGACAUCACAAUCACACUCUCAGCCAGCUCGGUUGGAGAAAGGGAGGACUGGUUCCACACUCUGAGUCGAGCCAUAGCAGACCACGCUGCAGGUCUCUGUACAUUCGGUGGACCCUGCAGUGAAGUAAGAACAGCCCGUGAGAAGCUGUGGAUGGCUUUGGGUGAAGCCGCUCCAGUGCUGGUGCCAGUUUCUCAUGUGAUGAUGUGCAUGAACUGUACCUCUGACUUUAGCCUCACGCUGAGACGACACCACUGCAACGCAUGUGGCAAGGUUGUGUGCCGUGCUUGUUCUAGGAACAGAUACCCACUAAAGUACCUCAAAGACAGGGUAGCCAAAGUAUGUGACCACUGCUAUGCCGAGCUCAGGAAAAGAGGAGGCAGCAUGUCAGGGGCCUGUGGUAACUCCAGUCCUCGAACUCACAGAGCCAGUCGGCCGCUUUCUGCCGUCUUCCAGAGCCUGCAGCCACCAAGUUUGUGGAAAAACAGGAAGAGCACCUCUUCUCUGAACCAGGUGGCGCUGGCAGUAGAAGGCUCCACCAUGAGCGGCAGCCUGCAGCGCCGGAAAAAGAGCAAGAGGAAAUGGAAGCGGCUGUGGUUCCUCCUCAAAGACAAGGUGCUCUACACCUUCACAGCCCGUGAGGACAAAGUGGCUUCAGAGAGUCUACCACUGCAGGGCUUUACAGUCAAGUUGACUGAGAGACCAGAGGGCGGGGAGAGCACCAACAUGUUUCAUCUUUAUCACAAGAAGACCCUGUACUACACCUUUAGAGCUGACGAUCAACACACAGCACGCAGAUGGGUCAAUGCCAUGGAGGAGGCUACUGUUUUAUAGCAGCUGCUCACACCCUGCUGUCUGUGACUGCUAGUACACAACAUAGCUACCUGCUGCAUCUGAACUCUAUCAGUAAGGAUUCAUCACAGCUGACCUGCUGGGGAAUAUUGUGACAAUGGGUCUAUUUCAUCAGCAGAAUGGACCUGGACAAGGCUGCCACCCAGUGGUAGUCAGAGGAACACUACCAUGUCAACAGAAGUGGAAUCUUCUCUAUGGAGUCUGGUCUAUAAGAUAAACACUCUUCUGAUCCCAGUUUGCUGAUCCAGCAGAAAGCAGAAGCCUUAACCUUUAAAGGCAGCUCAGAUUAGUCAAACGCUCUCAUUAAAGGACAUUUUGUUUCUCAUGUUUUAUUUUUUUUUAAAGACGAACUCACUGAAGGUUUCUCUUCUACACAAUUUCUUGAUUUCCUUUUUUUUGUACGUUGUUGUCUUUUAUCACUGGAUUAUUUUACCACUCAUUUGUUCCUGCAUUUUUAUACAUGAGACCUUGACCCAGCCUUUUUUCUGUGAUGGAAUAAUAUUCUUUAAAAUGAUCAGAACAAACUAUGCUAUGAUAGUAUUCACAGUUAUAAAAGAGGAAAUAUUUGCCUUUUGAAAUAUAUAUAGUGAAUUAUAAACUGCAGAUAUUACUGACUUGUUUGUAUAGAAAUCAUGUGACAUGAUGUUCUGAGUAACAGGUCAUUUAGCCCACCAUAGUGUUUGUACAUUUUAUGACUUUAUGAGAUUUCUACAUGUAAUGAGCCUACUGAAUGACCCUCAGCAUGACGACGAUUCCACACAGUUUCUUUAAUCUUUCAAAGAUGCUUUGAAUCUGUAGUUUUUGAAAAAUGUUUCAUACUCUUCUAAAGUGCCAGUUGAUUUCUUCCAGUUGAAUGCAGUGCAAUUUGCUAUUGAUGAAUGUGCCUGAGAUGACAUUGAAUAUCUUUUUGUUAUCAAAGUACUGUACUACUGUUGAGUCUCCUCCACAGACCUUGACUACAUUUGCUUUUUGUCUACUCUUGAAUACCGAGUCCAUGUAGUAUUUUCAGCAGCUCAGUCACAGUACAGUAAAAUAAGAAUAUAUGUUAGUGCCCCUGUUACUCUCCCCUUCUCUCAUGCUGUAUAUACCCUGAUAGAAAUGUUGAUUCUUAAACUUUAACUCUUCAUACUGUCCACCUACAGCCUGUCCAUGUCAGAUUCAUCUGAGCCGCUCAUGUCUUCAGCAGUAGUUAUGACACUGGACUCUUUCUCUUCACUGCAGUCUCUACAUAAUCACUCCUUUCCUUUUCAAUAACCUCAAGGCAUUACUUUCAGAAUGCAGCUGAACUUUAUGUGAUCUUUUAACCCGUCUCACUGCAUUAUUUCAAAAGCACACAUUUGUUCAUCAUGUACUGUUCUGCUUUUCUACAUGUGUUUUAUGUGACAUCUCUAUAUUCUUAUUAUGGAUUGUACCUCUUGCAUACUGUGCAUUGUAAAUGUUAAUGUAUAUAGAAGCGUAUAGAAAUAAACUCCUUUAAAAUCUUA